GGGGGCCGGGGCCGGGGCCGGGGCCGCGGCCGCCGCCGCCGCCGCCGGUAGAGCUGGGGUGGGUUCCGCCGCCAACCAGCGAUUCAGCGUGCCCACAACAGCUUCGGGUGCCGCUCGCUGCUCCUCAUCGCCCGGGCGGCGCGGCGGGGCCGCGGGGGAGGAGCAGGUCCCGGGAAGCGCGGCUGAAUGGCCUGGCGGCGGUAGGACGCGCCGGCCGAGGAAGAAGGCAGAGCCAUGGCCGUGGCCGUCGCCACUAAGACGGCGUGGAAGCUGCAAGAGAUCACGGCUCAUAGCAGCAAUGUAUCCUCACUAGUCCUGGGGAAAAGUUCAGGCCGGCUGCUAGCAACCGGAGGAGAUGACUGUCGGGUCAACAUAUGGUCGGUUAACAAGCCCAACUGCAUCAUGAGCUUGACAGGCCAUACAACGCCCAUUGAGAGCCUACAGAUCAAUACGAAUGAGGAGCUCAUUGUUGCAGGGUCUCAGUCAGGGUCCAUUCGAGUUUGGGACCUGGAAGCUGCCAAAAUUCUGCGUACCUUACUUGGUCACAAAGCGAAUAUCUGCAGCCUUGAUUUUCAUCCCUUUGGAAGCUUUGUGGCAUCUGGCUCUUUGGACACAAACAUUAAGCUCUGGGAUGUAAGAAGAAAAGGCUGUGUCUUCAGGUACAAGGGUCACACAGAAGCAGUUCGAUGUCUCCGCUUUAGUCCUGAUGGGAAAUGGUUAGCCUCUGCUGCUGAUGAUCACACUGUAAAGCUGUGGGAUCUGGCUGCUGGGAAGAUAAUGUUUGAGUUUACAGGACAUACUGGCCCAGUUAACAUUGUUGAAUUCCAUCCCAAUGAAUACCUUUUGGCUUCUGGCAGUUCUGACAGGACUGUUCGGUUCUGGGACUUGGAGAAGUUUCAAGUUGUGAGCUGUAUUGAAGAGGAGGCUACCCCUGUCAGGUGUGUGCUCUUCAACCCAGAUGGCUGCUGUUUGUAUAGUGGCUUCCAGGAUUCGCUGCGUGUGUAUGGCUGGGAGCCAGAGCGCUGUUUUGAUGUGGUCCUGGUGAACUGGGGAAAAGUAGCUGACUUGUCUAUCUGCAACAACCAGCUGAUAGGAGUUUCCUUUGUGCAAAGCACAGUUUCUUCCUUCGUUGUGGAUCUCAGCAGAGUCACAAAGUCGGGUUCCAUUCCUCAUGGGCUGCUCAGGGACGAUGAACCUCUUGUGCCACCUACCCCCGCAGGGUCCUCCCUUCGCCGCAUCUAUGACAGGCCCUCAACUAGCUGCAGCAAGCCACAAAGCAGAGUGAAGCACAACUCAGAGAGCGAGAGGCGCAGUCCCAGCAGUGAAGAUGACCGGGAUGAGAAGGAAUCAAAGGCUGAGAUCCAGAACGCAGAGGAUUACAAAGAGAUCUUCCAGCCCAAGAAUGCUAUCUGUCGAACUCCUCCUCGAAACGAGCCCUUUCCAGCCCCUCCUGAGGAUGAGCCUGUAACUGCAAAGGAAGCGGUGAAGUCCAACCAUGCUGCGGAUGUCCAGACCCCAUUGCCCAAGCAAGAACUUCCUGAUCCGGUUCAGAGGCCACCUAUUGCUUCCUCAACUCCUUUGACUAGAACAGAGCCGUCGGUGAUUCCUGCAGCCAGGAAUGAGCCCAUUGGCCUGAAGGCCUCUGACUUUCUACCGGCUGUGAAAAACCAAAGCCAGACUGAGCUCGUGGAUGAGGAAGCCAUGUCCCAGAUCAGGAAAGGCCAUGAGACCAUGUGUGUGGUCCUCACCAGCCGCCACAAGAAUCUGGACACCGUGCGGGCUGUAUGGAGCACUGGUGACAUCAAGAACUCUGUGGACUCUGCAGUGGCGAUCAACGAUCUGUCUGUUGUUGUGGACCUCUUGAAUAUUGUCAACCAAAAAGCGUCUCUCUGGAAGCUAGAUUUGUGUACUAUAGUGCUGCCGCAGAUAGAGAAACUACUCCAAAGUAAAUAUGAAAGUUACGUGCAGACUGGCUGCACCUCCCUGAAACUCAUUCUCCAGAGAUUCCUGCCACUGAUCACUGACAUUCUCGCUGCACCACCAUCUGUUGGCGUGGACAUCACCAGAGAGGAAAGGCUCCAUAAAUGCAAGCUGUGCUACAAGCAGCUGAAAAACAUCAGCAACAUUGUCAAGAACAAGUCUGGGCUCAGCGGCCGCCAUGGUAGUGCCUUUCGGGAACUGCAUCUCCUCAUGGCUGUCCUGGAGUGACAGCUGCUACCUCCUCACGUGAAAACAGGUGGCCAAGCUCCCCUCUGCUCUUCGUCUGGCUGGAUUUCACCUCUCUCCGUGGGUCCAUCUUCCCCCCACAGCAUGGUAGGGAAGUGGAAACUUGCCAGCUGGUCACCUGCCCAGCCCCAGUGCCUUACGGGCUGAAUGGAAGACCUGACUGGAGAGAUGCAUAUGCUGUGUGAGAGGAACUGGCUGGUGGGGGCCCCUGCAAAGCCCCUGGAGGGAAGCAGCUUCAUUUCAGCUCUUCACCUCAUCACAUGUGCUGUUGGUUCUUAUUGCUUGGCUCUGGGGGCUGGGCCUGGCUGGCCCUGCUCCCUGUGCAGGGCGCUGAGGACUGUGGCAUCUGGACCACAAAAGCCUGCUGCGGGGUGAGGUGCCCCCUUUCCCUGCAGAGGAGACUUCUUCAACUGCCAUGUGGGACCAACCCCUUUGGCUUGCUUCAUCAAACAGGAGCUGGGCCAUGGCCUGGUGGAGUCUCAAGGACCUGUAGCAGGAGACUGUCUCUUGGGUUCUCAAAAAUCCCUGCUGGCACCCUGGGCCACACAAAAUUAGUAUCUUCAGACCAUUGCUGGGAACUGAGGUCUACCUGGAUCUGCUAAAAUAUGUGACUUAAACAGGACUUGUCGUAUGUGUUUGCCUUUGGGGUUAAGGAUGUGGGAAGGUGGAGGCCCAGAGGGACAUGGACUAAUGUCUUUCUACAUCCACUGGACCAUGCUUAGAGGUUUUCUUUUUCCCCAAUAAAUGUCUGUCAGAACCUUUCUGUCCCUCUUUCUUCUUUCCUGUGGGGAAAGAGGUUUCUGUUAGUGCUUCCCCUGCUCCUCCCAGCCUGUCUCCCAUUUUUAUACACUGGAGCCUGUUCUCUGGGAAACUGUAACUUAAAAUGAAUUUUAUUAAAAGAUUUGUAACUUUUUAAAAAAA
This is a messenger RNA of Phalacrocorax carbo (great cormorant), 3147 nucleotides long. The record is from RefSeq and is a predicted model, not a curated record. NCBI's taxonomy places the organism in Eukaryota, Metazoa, Chordata, Aves, Suliformes, Phalacrocoracidae.